Trichophyton rubrum CBS 118892 is the source of this 3663-nucleotide messenger RNA. RefSeq names its product aspartate-tRNA(Asn) ligase. Gene Ontology annotation, molecular function: aspartate-tRNA ligase activity; RNA binding; ATP binding. Gene Ontology annotation, cellular component: cytosol; aminoacyl-tRNA synthetase multienzyme complex; cytoplasm. Gene Ontology annotation, biological process: aspartyl-tRNA aminoacylation. The record is from RefSeq and is a predicted model, not a curated record. Bases 818 to 3661 code for a protein of 947 amino acids. Lineage: Eukaryota; Fungi; Ascomycota; Eurotiomycetes; Onygenales; Arthrodermataceae. The transcript has a single exon.
UCGACUCUUCCGGUUGAUAUGACGUCGUUGGUGCGUCUCAUAAAAGCUUGCAGGCCUGUCCGCAUAACUACGAUAUCCCUGAUUAUUGUGCCCGCAGAACAGGAGCAAAAAGUUAGCAGUGCCGGGGUUGGCUGCUGCCUCGUUACUCUCGCACAAGCAAGGGCGUUGGAUUAACAGUGAGGAUUCUCUCGAAAUAACUAGUGGAUAUAUAUCUCGAGAACCGAUACAACCGCGGUUGUUCCGGUUCUCGCAACAUAUGGAUGUAACUACGGCCCCAGCGGAACAGUUGCUCGCCCCGUCCCAGAGAAGGAAACAAGCCCACGUACGCAAGGCAGGGCAACCGCAACAUUGCAGGCUAUUCGGAUCACAGAGGAAAACAUACUCUGGUUCUCCGUGGUUCUGCAUCAUAAAUCAAUUACAAAGCUCAUUCGCCUAGCAGACGGUGGGCCCAGAGAAGAUCGCUUCGUUGAUGACGCCCUUACCUCGCUUCCGAUAGUGCCUGUACGUACGGCUAUAACUAUAGGCCUUUCUCGUCUCCUGCCGUUGCCCUCUGCCUCUUUUAUCUUAACGCAGCUAACGUCCUCGAUUUUGCAUUAUUCGCUUAUAAGUGACCCAAUCCUUGCAUUCGUUGGUGUUGGGACGUCAUAACUCCGAACAGGGGCUAAACCGCUCUCCUCUGGAUACUUAUCCGUCCCGGAGACCCCGCGGCAGUCACCUCCUGGAAAUUGCCAGAAGACGAGGAGAGUGAAGCCUGACUUGUUGAAGCAGUCACUGAAACCCUCAGAACUUUUACCUUCCACGAAACGCAAGAUUCAAAAUGUCGGCCCUCAGGGAUGCGAUAUCGAAAAUCAAGCAGUCUGCCUCUGAGUCUGACUUGAUCCCCCACCGUCGCUCAAAUCUUGGUGCUUUCCUUCAGGAGAAGGAAUAUGUUUACUCUAGCGACGACUUCAGUGAUGAUAACAGCGGUGUCUCCAGCAAGAAUGAACAGAAGCGUGCGGCACGGCGCGAAAAAAAGGAGCAGAGCAGGUCCAGACUGAGCACAGAGACAAGAGACGGCUCAAUGGACACUACGCGGUCGGAACUCAAAGGCAGCAAUGAUAGCCCUGCAGAGAACAAUGAUGAUACUCCGGAGAUGAAGGCACGAUACGGUGAUCUUCCGAUGAUGCAGUCUAGAGAUCGUCCGCGCGCAAAUCUUGCCAAGUUCGAGUCCAUCAUAGACGAGAUGAAGGGUCAGGAGCUGACAUUCCGUGCUCGUCUACACGUUGUUCGUCGCAUGGGCGCAAAGUUUGCAUUCUUAGUAUUCCGGCAGCAGCUGCAUACCUUACAAGGUGUUCUACAUACCGAGCCUAAGCUGAGGUCUGCGAACAUGAUAUAUUGGGCUGAGCGCAUUCCAGUUGGCUCAAUUUUGAAGGUAAAAGGACGUCUAAAGGCACCAGACGUUCCUGUCUUUGGAACAACGAUUCAUAAUCUCGAGCUCGAGAUUGAAGAACUCCACGUUGCUGUAUGCCGAGAGGAGCCAGUGCCAUUCAGUGUAUAUGAAGCCGAACUUGCCGGUGCCCAUGAAGAGCGGCUGGAAGGUAUACGCCAGAAGAUUCCCGAUCGCACGAGGCUGUCCAACCGAAUCCUCGAUCUCCGCACUGAUACCUCACAGUCUAUCUUCAGAAUUCAGUCUGCCAUUUCUACCAUGUUCAGGUCCUGCCUUGAUGCGCAGAAUUUCAUUGAAAUACAUUCCCCCAAGCUCCAAGCAGCUGCCACAGAAUCAGGAGCUAGCGUCUUUGGUGUGAACUAUUUCGGACGCCCUGCUUUCCUGGCUCAGAGCCCUCAGCUCGCGAAACAGAUGGCAAUUGCAUCAGAUUUUGAGAGGGUCUACGAAAUUGGCGCGGUCUUUCGAGCAGAGAACUCGAACACACAUAGGCAUCUUACAGAGUAUACCGGAUUGGAUAUUGAAAUGGCCAUCGAAGAGCAUUAUCAUGAAGCUCUGGAAGUCCUUGACAGCGUGCUCAAAUCUAUAUUCAAAACUAUCUAUGAGAAAUAUCGGUUGGAGAUAGAGGUUAUCAAGCACCAUUUCCCAUCUGAGGAUUUGGUUUGGCUCGAUGAAACCCCUAUUAUUUCGUUUGCCGAUGGAGUUAAAAUGCUGAAUGACUCCGGCUGGGUGGAUGAGAAUGGGAACAAGCUAUCGGAGACUGAGGACUUUGGCACACGGGAUGAGAUUAGGCUGGGUGAACUUGUCAAGGAGAAGUUCCAUACAGAUUACUAUAUCUUGGAUAAGUUCCCGGCAACUGCCCGACCUUUCUAUGCUAUGCCACAUCCAGAUGAUGAAAGAUUCACCUUAUCAUUUGAUAUUUUCGUUCGAGGACAGGAGAUUGUUUCUGGUGGUCAGCGUAUCCAUCACCCUGACCUACUGGACAAACGAAUGAGAGAAGUUGGAAUCGACCCAUCCACCAUGGAAGAGUACAUGGAAGGCUUCAAAUGGGGAGCUCCUCCGCAUGCCGGUGCUGGAAUUGGUUUAGAGAGACUGCUGAUGCUAAUACUGAAGCUCGGCAACAUCCGGCUGGGAUCUCUUUUCCACCGAGACCCAAAGAGCUUCCCUCGUCAUGAGCAGCCCGUCCCUCUCCGCCAUCCAGAGGCAUCAACCCUCAACCCUCCAUGGCAAGAUGAAAACAAGCCUCGCAAUGCACCGGUUGAUCCCAGUCGAAAGUUGCAGGCAUUGGAAGAUCUUAUUGCCAACUAUGGUGAUUCUACGUCUACCUCAUGGCUUGACGAUAGAUAUAAGAUUUGGCGGGAUUAUGCCACAGGUGCUGCGGUUUCUUAUGUACCUUCUCAUGGAUACGCAGUUAUCGCUGGAGACCCCCUUUGCGAUACAACCCAGUAUCGUCGCAUUGUUGUAUCUUUCCUCCAAUGGCUAAAAAAGGAAACAAAUCUCAGACCAAUUUGGAUCCUUUGCUCUGCCGAUGUCGAAGAAAUACUCGGUGAACACCUGGGUUGGCGAAGUCUUUCAUGUGUUGCUGAAGAACGAGUUGACCCUCAACGUAACCGUGCCGCAUCAGAUGGCGAAAUAGCCCGCAAGAUCCGUCGGGCGGAACACGAAGGCAUCAGAAUUCACGCGAUUACUCCCGGCGAACCCGUCCCAGAUGACAUUAAGGAGAAGAUAGAUGCUCGAAUAGAGGACUGGAAAAACAAUAGGAAAGGUACUCAGAUCCAUCUUUCUGAAAUCACCCCGUGGCGCGACCAUACUCAUCGUCGAUACUUCUAUGCAACCGAUAGCGAGGGCAAAAUCUGUUCUUUCGUCGCCCUUGCGCAGCUGGCUCCUCGUCAUGGCAUGCAGGUUAAAUACAGUCUAGAUUUCCCAGGAUCCCCGUCCGGUUCAAUUGAAUAUAUCAUAACUCACGCUAUUCAAUCCGCUGCAAGCUCGGGUGUGAAGUCCCUUACAUUUGGCGGUGGUGCUAUUCCACAUCUAAUCCCUGGUCAUAAUCUAAGCAGCGUCAAAGCCAAGGUGCUGCAGCACACAUAUGAUACCAUUGUCAAGCAGUUCAAGUUAACUCGGAAGACGGAGUUCAGGGCUAAACUUGGAGCGCACGAGGAGCCCGUUUAUAUCGCUUACCCACGCCAUGGGCUGGGUACCAAGGGAAUCAAAGCGAUUUUGAACUUCUUUGAGGAUUAACU